Molecule: messenger RNA, 603 nt
Organism: Haemonchus placei
Lineage: Eukaryota; Metazoa; Nematoda; Chromadorea; Rhabditida; Trichostrongylidae
Source: the annotation of a GenBank genome assembly
AUGCAUCACAUCAUGAUCAACGUUCGGCGAUCAGUCGAAGUCAUUCUGCUGGAGGUUCAGAACGUCAAGGAGCCAGUAAAGUCAACAGAAAUAUCAACAGUUAAGAAGAUCUUUUUUGUUCUGUACAUGUAUGUUUACUUAUGUGUUUUGACUUGCGGAACUCCACCACAGCCCAGAAAAUUCUCCAAUUUCGUCAAGUCCGGGAUGGAGGCGUACGUUCUGGGCGAGUCUCGAAUGAAUGGACAACCUGGAGAGAAGCACGAAGUUAUUAUCAGUGGCCCAUUGGUACAAUGGCGCCCCAUACAGCAAUAUUACACAUGUACAGUCGAUAAACCAAAAAAGGAAACAAAACUGAAGGGAUUGAAGAGUUUUAUUGCCUAUUCACUUACCUCAACACUCAGUCGGAUACAGGUAAUUUUGAAAAAUAUUGAUUUUGUUUACCACUGUGCAAAUGUGGUGAAUUCCCUGGAAACCGAUGCAUCGAGCUCGCACUGGCUUUUCUUGGAAAAAGCGCUAUGUCUGAGCGGAGUUUUGCGCUAUGAGACAACUGGCCAAGGAUGGCUCUGCGUAGAAUGGAUCAUUUUCGAUACUACACCAGUUUGA